UUGGCCUGGGCUUCGGGCCUCUGCUGCUCGAGCCUGCUCGGCCUGGGCGGGCUGUGGGUGGCACGAGAGGGAGGGUCUCCCGAAGCACCUCCCUGGGCUUAUCGCAGCCUCGCCUCCUCCAUCAGGUUCCACGGGGAAGGCUAUCAGGAAGGCUACGAAGACGGCAGCAGUUUGGGUCGGAUCGAAGGAAGACAGCAUGGCGCGCUGCGUGGAGCCAAAAUUGGGUCUGAGAUUGGGUGCUAUCAAGGCUUUGCUUUUGCGUGGAAGCAUCUCCUACACAGUGAUGCCAGCGAGAGAGACAGCAGGAAGAUGAGGGUCUUGGAGUCCCUGAUGGGAAUGAUUGAGAAGUUCCCCUACGAUGACCCUGCUUAUGACAGGCUCCACGAAGACCUGGACAGGAUCCGGGGCAAGUUCAGGCAGCUGUGUUCAUUACUGAAUGUUCAGCCUGACUUCAAGAUGAGUGCAGAAGGUUCUGGACUUUCAUUUUGAAGAUGACAGACGGGAGCAGAUAAAACUUCAAGGGACAGAUGUCUGCAUGUUAAGAAUGUAUUAAAGACGAAACUGAUGGGG
Messenger RNA from Ictidomys tridecemlineatus (thirteen-lined ground squirrel), 570 nucleotides. The record is from RefSeq and is a predicted model, not a curated record. NCBI's taxonomy places the organism in Eukaryota, Metazoa, Chordata, Mammalia, Rodentia, Sciuridae.